Molecule: messenger RNA, 490 nt
Organism: Effrenium voratum
Lineage: Eukaryota; Dinophyceae; Suessiales; Symbiodiniaceae
Source: the annotation of a GenBank genome assembly
GAAUGCGCUAUUGCACUGUGCUGACAUCGGCAACCCGAUGAAGCCCUGGGACAUUUGCUACCAGCUCGCCCAUCUCUGCUUAGAUGAGUUCUUCGCGCAGGGCGACAUGGAGAAAGAGCGCGGCAUCCCUGUGCAAAUGUUGAACGACCGAGAGAAGGUGAACCGGCCAAACUCACAGGUGGGCUUCAUCGAGUUCGUGAUUUGCCCCAUGGCCGAGUCCAUUUGUAAUAUCUUUCCACAGCUGGACAGCCUUGCCCAGCACUUGGGCACCAACGUUCAGAAUUGGGUGCAGCUUUGGAUCGACGAGGCCUCCCCUCCUGAGGAGCAGGCGGCCAAGGUCCAGGAGCGCGUCCGCCGGGUUGUGCUGCGAUUAAAGGUGGUCACGCGAGAAGAGCGUGGCAUUCCACAAGACUAAGCUGGGCCGGAGAAUGUAUCCUACACGAGUUUAGCCCGAUGGGUAGGGGUGAGCUGACCAUUGCGCCGUUGGGCA